Linum trigynum is the source of this 2739-nucleotide messenger RNA. The record is from the annotation of a GenBank genome assembly. Lineage: Eukaryota; Viridiplantae; Streptophyta; Magnoliopsida; Malpighiales; Linaceae.
UAAGAGAGUCAGGGUGGGCUGAUGAUUAAACCACAUCAAUAAUCAAACCACUAAAAUCAGAUGUUAUCGAUCUUCGGUUAAUCACUCGUCUAACCCACUAGCAGCACUUAGGGAAAAUAUUAUUGCCGACGAUCUAUUAUGUCAUUUGACUGUUGAGUUCUCCCGCUAAAAACAGUUGUUCCUGCCACAACAGUCAACAAGGAUAUGCUCCAAAGCCAUGCUCCUCCUUGCCAGAAGAAACCUAAUUCCCCUGAAAUCCAUCAUCUCCAACCCUCUUUCGAUCCUCGCCACCCGCUUCCAUUCCACCCAACCGAAUUCGCUCCAAAAUUUCCCUCAUGAUGAAGAAACCCAAGACCACCAAGUUGAAGAACUUGAACCCAUUAGCGUAUCAAACACCUCGUACUGGACAAGAAAGAUUCACGACCUCUGCAACAAGCACAGGAGGGUCGACGAAGCCCUCCGUAUCCUCGAAAGCCUUCGUCUCCGAGGCUUCCAGCCGGAUUCUCUCAACCUUAGUAGCAUAGUCCAUGGGCUUUGUCUGGUCAAUCGGUUCAAGGAAGCGCACCACCGGUUUGCUCUGUUCUUGGACUCUGGUUGUAUCCCUGAUGAGCGCACUUGUAAUGUCAUUAUCGCUAGGUUGCUCGAUUCGAGAUGCCCAGCUGAUAGUUUGAACAUUCUGUGGCUUUUGGUUGAUGCUAAGCCGGAGUUUGUUCCUUCCUUGGUUAAUUACAACCGGCUGAUUUAUCAAUUUUCCGAGGUUUCGCAGCCGGGAGUUGGGCAUCGGUUGUUUUUCGAUAUGGUGAGUAGAGGGCAUCGCCCAAAUGUGGUUUCUUUCACGACUUUGAUUGAUGGGUAUUGUAAGAUUGGGGAAGUUGGUCUUGCGUAUAAAGUGUUCGAUGAAAUGACUGAAUAUGGCCGGGUGGUGCCUAAUUCGCUCACUUACAGUGUGUUGAUUCGGGGAGUCUUAAGGAGACGAGAGGUUGAAAAGGGGAAAGAACUAAUGAGGUUGCUCUGGACGAGGAUGAAGGAGGAAGAGGAUCAAUCUGUGAAUGCAGCUGCUUUUGCGAAUUUGAUUGAUUCUUUCGGUAGAGAAGGGUUUUACAACGAGGUUUUUGACAUUGCUGAAGGAAUGCCCCAAGGCAAGAGUGUAGAUGAAGUUUUUGCUUAUGGGCAUAUGAUUGAUUCGCUUUGCAGAGUAGGAAGAAGCCAUGGUGCUUCAAGGGUUGUUUAUAUAAUGCGAAAGAGAGGAUUUGUUCCCAGCCAAGUAUCGUAUAACUCUAUUGUCCACGGACUAUGCAAGGAGAGGGGUUGCAUGAGGGCAUUUCAGCUGUUGAAAGAAGGGGUCGAGUUUGGUUACAUGCCAUCUGAGUAUACUUACAAGGUACUGUUGGAAGGUCUCUGUGAAGAAAUUGACAUAUGCAAAGCGAAAGAAGUUCUAGACAUUAUGCUGAAUAAGCCAGGGGUGGACAAAACUAGAAUAUAUAAUAUAUACUUGAGAGCACUUUGCCAGUUGAAUAAUCCCACUGAACUCCUGAAUGUGGUUGUUACCAUGCUACAGAUUAAUUGUCAACCUGAUGUCUUCACUCUUAACACGGUCGUCAAUGGACUUUGCAAGGCCCAAAGGCUUGAUGAAGCCUUAAAGGUGCUGAACGAUAUGAUAUCAGGAAGGUUUUGUGCUCCUGAUGUUGUAACCUUCACCACCAUCAUAAGUGGGCUAUUGGCUGCUGGAAGAAACCAUGAAGCUCUUCAACUGUUGAAUGAAGUAAUGCACAGAAUUGGUGUUAGACCUAAUGUUGUGACAUAUAAUGCAGUUAUUCGUGGUCUAUUCCGACUCAGGUUGUCAAAUGAUGCUAUGGCUAUGUUCGAGCAAAUGAAAAUUGAUCAUGUGGAUGCAGACAGUACAACUUAUAGUAUAGUGAUUGGUGGGUUGUGCGAGUCGGACCAAAUAGAGAUGGCCAAGAGUUUCUGGACUGAUGUUGUGUGGCCUUCUAAGAUUCAUGAUAAUUUUGUUUAUGCAGCCAUUCUCAAGGGACUUUGUAGGUGUGGCAAAUUGAACGAGGCAUGUGAUUUCCUAUAUGAAUUGGUUGAUUUCGGGGUCACUCUGAACACUGUGAGCUACAAUAUUGUGAUUGAUGCUGCAUGCAAGUUAGGGAUGACAAGAGAAGCUUAUCAGAUGAUGAGAGAGAUGCGGAAAAAUGGGCUGGAACCUGAUGCCAUAACUUGGCGGAUUCUUGACAAAUUGCAUGUCAGUCUAGAGAAUGAUUGUGAUUUACAAUUAUCAACUCUUAAAUCCUGAGAUAUAUCAAGAGGUUCUGAAGUCAUGUGGUUGCUUCAAAUGGUCUCGACUCUCAGUUCUUUACAUUAAGGACAACUCUUCCAGUCGUCCAAGCUUUUAGAAAUUGCUUAGAUGCUCUUUCCAAACAGUAGCAAGGGAUUUCUGCUAUACAUUUGCCAGUUCACAAGAACAUCUGGAUGGCCAGAUCCAGCCAGUGACAUAUUAGUCAAUAUAUUGUGAUACUGGGUGCUGAGUUCCGGAUUGUAUGACAACCUUCUCAUCAGCAUGCUGCAGCAGAAAGGUACGCCAUUAGGGACAGCAAUCAGUAGAGAUUUUCCUGUAAUAUGUAGAUUUGGAUGGCCUUCACGUAGUUGUUGGUCUACACAACGUGAAUAUCUUGAAUCAGGAUUCAAAUCUAGAUUUAGAUAGUGACAUAGUGUAAGGCACGCUUUCACUCAAAGGAA